AUGAACAGAAAACCACAGGACAAAACUGAGAAAACCAAGGAAGGAGCUGCUCCUGCUAACAGCACUGUGGGGAGAACAGCAGGACACUCAGGGGAAAUCAAAGAAGAACCUGUCUAUGCUGAUGUGGCAGCUCCUCCAGACCAGAGGUGUCUCUUCUUCACUCAGUCUUUUCCACUGAUAGCAGUGUGUUGGCUCAUACUGUUGGUCAUCAUGGGCCUUCGUAUCUACUUUACUGCUGUCAUUUCUGAAAACAACACACAGCUGACUGCUGAAAACCAGGAGCUGAAGACACUGAUGACACAAAACUAUACUGUCUUAGAAAACAAGAUCACAAACCUGAUGGAAGAACUCCUGAACCUGACAACACAAAACAAGGAACUGAAGAGGAACUAUAACAAUCUGACACAAGCCAUUUCUGUCUUACAAAACAACUGGAACGAGCUCAAUGUGACUCGAGCUCAGUGGAGCAUUGAUGCUUACUGCCCCAUAAGAAAUAACGAGAGACAGUGUGCAGCUUGUCCGGUUGGCUGGAUACACAGACAGCCAAGCUGCUAUGCCAUUAAUGAUCGUGAAUGGAAAACCUGGGAAGAAGCUCAAGAAAACUGCAGAGGGAAGGGUUCAGAGUUGGCUGUCGUAUAUAAUCAACAGGAGAGGAACUUCAUCAGUGAUUACAGUUUCAACAGUUUUGGACCUGAUGGAUACUGGAUUGGCCUGAGAGCUGUAGAUGGGCGAUGGAAGUGGGUGGAUGGAAGUUACAUGACUUAUAGCUCCUGGAUAGAAGCUCCAACUGAAGGUCACUGUGCAAUUUCUGUACAGAGCAAUGGGUGGAAAUCAGUGAGCUGUGGUAACAGCCACAAAUGGAUCUGCAAAAAAAAGGCUUUAUCUCUUUAA
Messenger RNA from Epinephelus lanceolatus (giant grouper), 891 nucleotides. The record is from RefSeq and is a predicted model, not a curated record. NCBI's taxonomy places the organism in Eukaryota, Metazoa, Chordata, Actinopteri, Perciformes, Serranidae.